Messenger RNA from Malaclemys terrapin pileata, 6321 nucleotides. It is a transcript of the gene ARHGEF28, whose product is annotated as Rho guanine nucleotide exchange factor 28. Lineage: Eukaryota; Metazoa; Chordata; Testudines; Emydidae. Bases 202 to 5364 code for a protein of 1720 amino acids. Gene Ontology annotation, molecular function: guanyl-nucleotide exchange factor activity; protein binding. The transcript has 37 exons. The record is from RefSeq and is a predicted model, not a curated record. Gene Ontology annotation, biological process: regulation of Rho protein signal transduction; cell morphogenesis.
CCCCUCGGCAGCCGGCAGGGAGGCGGCGCUGCAGGCAGCGAGCCCGGCGGACGCUGGUCUCUGGGCAGUGUAGGGCGCCUUCUCCAUCAGCGGGUCUCCAGUCCGGCUGCCCGCCUCUCCUGCAAAGACGGCCCCGCAGGUGAAGCCUGACGCCGGCCGCCCAGAGCAGGGCUGAGCCUCCCUCCCCCAGAUGCUGUAACAAUGAAGCUGAGCUGCACUGAAGUACCUCUUUAUGGACAGAUGACUGUAUAUGCAAAGUUUGACAAAGAUAUUUACCUCCCAGAAGAUGCUGAAUGUUACUUUGUUUACAAUGGAUCCACUCAGAGACAUAUAACGUUUGCUGAACGAAUUAAUGGUAGUGCUCUUCAGUCCAUCAUUCCAGGCCAUGGAUGCCAAGAAACAGUUUCAGUCUCUGUGGUCAUGUACACGAAGGGAUAUUCACCUGUGACCCUGGGCUGCUGUUAUGUCACUUACAAACAGAAUCUGUCUUGCAAGUUAUCUCAUUUUCUGGUUAGCCACUUUGACUGCGUCACUUCUACUAGUCACCAGACACUACUCAAUAAGUUUGGGCUAACUGUGGAAGAUUUGCAGUCACUGGAUCAUGAUAUGAUGCUGGCCAUAGCUCAUGAAGAGCUGCCACCUACAUGGAACGUCCUUGGAAAUUGUUCAGAAGACGAGUCUAAUCGCAAAGAAACGCUGCUUCAUCUCACAGUAAGAUUGGGCUUGGUUAAACUCUCGCGAUUCCUGUUAUCUCAGCCUGGUGGGCCAUUGGCAUUAGCUUUACCUAAUGAAGCUGGAGCAACACCAUUAGAUUUGGCUUCACAGAAUGGACACUCCAGACUUGUUGAAAUCUUAAUGAAUUUUCAGGGCAGUCAUUCGUUUGACAUUUCUAGAGCUGAGAUCAGUGAGUGUGCUUUCCUACAGUUUGUUCAUUCAUCAGGAACUCUGACACUGACAUUUAAUCACACCGCAGAACGUUUGCUGGAGUCUGACAUUAAGCUCUUCAGGAAAUACUUCUGGGAUAGAACCUUUCUUUACAAGAGUCUUAAUUCAAAACAAGCUGGGACAGUGGAAGGACCACAAAUGCCCUGCAAUUCAACAGAUUCUGCAGAAGAUCCCAUGAACUUGGCAUCUGAUGAACCAGCAUUUGGAAGUGAAGAUGUGAAGCCUUUCAGAAAUCCUGUGGUUCCCUCAAGUGAAAAUGAAGACCAGGUCUUGUUGGAUAUAGAGCAACGACAUUCUACACUUGAUGUCCUCAAGAAAUCCCCAAAUCCACCUACCUUCUUUGCUGCAGCCACACUUACUACCAUGCUGAAUGGAAGUGAUGAAGUGUAUGCAAAUUGCAUGGUAGUGGAUCAAGUUGGAGAUUUGGAUGUUAACUACAUUAACGUAGACAGUGUCACCACUGAAACAAGCACAGAUCGAACCCACUCAACCCUGACACCCAAGAGCUCAUCAUCUGCCUCACUUAAGGAAAGCAACCAAUAUAUUUAUGCAGAAAAUGAAGAUAACCAAAUGGCAAUGAGUAACUUAGACAAUAUAGGCUCACAGCCUUUCACUUCACCUUCAAAUCUGUAUGCAGCAGGUUCAUAUCUACCACUCAAGUCUCGUGGGUUUAAUAAGGAACGAAGUCAACUAUAUGCUGACAUGAAAAAAAGAAGUUCUAGUCUUGAUGACCUUGAAGUAGACAGUGGAGGUGAAGGGAUUUCUGACAGAUCCCAUAUUCGCUACCCUUCCCUCAAUUCUUCAGUGACCUUGGCUGGCAGCAGGCAUGAAUUAGAUUCUUCUGAGACAAGCACUGAUCUGGAUUAUAGCAUCCACAGGAUGGACUCUAACAAUCUGCAGUCAAAGGAACCAUUACUUUCUGGAAUCCGGUCACGCUCUUACUCAUGUUCUUCACCCAAAGUUUUAUUAGGGAAAUCUCGCUUUGCACGUGACUUCACAGUUUGUGAUUCAAAUGAAGAUGGUGUGUGCAUGAACAGUGGUCGAUCCCUUCUCCAGGCUAUUUCACUCUCUAAAUCAAUGUGUCUGCUCCAUCCCUGUAAACAACGAGCAUACAGCUUGCCAGAGCAAUUGAAGGAAAAAAGGAUUCAGGAGGAGGACUGGGAUAAGUAUAUUAUACCUACAAAAUCCGAGUCGGAAAAAUAUAAAGUGAGUCGUACUUUCAGCUUCCUGAUGAACAGAAUGACUAGUACACGAAAUAAGUGCAAGACAAAGAAUAAGGAUGCCAAAGACAAACUGAACAGACAUCAGUUUAUAACUGGGAACUUUUCAGGCAGUAUCCCGUGUAUGGCGUGCGACAAAGCCUUCUUAGGGAAAGAGUCAUUGCAGUGCUCUUAUUGCAAUGCAAUUGUGCAUAAAAACUGUAAGGAUUGUGCUCCUGCAUGUACAAAGAAAUUCCAAGAGAGAUAUCAUAUUAAGACCAGACCACAAGCUGCCCUAACAAAUUCAUCAUUUAGAGAGAUUCCUCAGCCCUUGUUCUCAAUGCAUCCGUCUUCCUCAAUGCCCGUUGGACUUUCUGCUGUAAGGAAAGAAGUCUCACAGCAACCUCACUCUUUAUCCAAAAGUGUUCCGAGUGCCAGUUUUGAAAGAAGAUCUAUGCCAUCGUCAGACCAAGACACUGAUAGUAGCAGCUGGACAUCCAGCUCACAGUCUGAAACGCUGCUACAGUCUAUAGGGACCCUUCCAUCAAUGGAUUCUUUUGUAAUGGAAGAUGAUGUGGAUGCCUCCCUGUGGACUGACCUCAGCACAGAGGCACAGGAGUUUGAGGCAGAAUCUUGGAGUCUUGUUGUGGAUCCGGCAUUUUGUAGCAAGCAAGAAAAAGAUGUUAUCAAAAGGCAGGAUGUAAUUUUUGAGCUGAUGCAAACAGAAGUGCAUCACAUCCACACCCUCUUCAUUAUGUCUGAAAUAUUCAGGAAAGGAAUGAAAGAAGAAUUGCAACUAGAUCACAGCACUGUAGACAAAAUAUUUCCCUGCUUAGAUGAAUUGUUAGAGAUUCACAGGCAAUUCUUCUGCACUAUGAAGGAGAGAAGACAGGAAUCGUGUGAGGGGGGAAACGAGAGAAAUUUUGUAAUCAACAGAAUUGGAGACAUCCUUGUGGAGCAGUUUUCAGAGGAAAAUGCCAAUAAAAUGAAGAAAAUAUAUGGAGAAUUUUGUAGUCAUCAAAAAGAAGCUGUUAAUCUCUUUAAAGAGCUGCAACAAAACAAGAAGUUCCAGAAUUUUAUUAAACUGCGAAAUAGCAAUCUUUUGGCUCGACGUCGAGGAAUCCCAGAAUGCAUUCUGCUUGUCACUCAGCGCAUCACAAAAUACCCAGUUCUGGUAGAAAGGAUACUACAGUACUCAAAAGAAGGAACAGAAGAGCAUAAAGACUUAUGCAAAGCCCAUUGCCUGAUUAAGGACAUGAUUGCAGCAGUAGACUUGAAAGUCAAUGAAUAUGAGAAAAGGCAAAAAUUGCUGGAGAUUCUCAAUAAGAUUGAAAACAAAACUUAUACCAAACUGAAAAAUGGCCAUGUUUUCAGGAAGCAGGACUUGAAAAAGAAAGAGAGGACACUUUUGCAUGAAGGUUUGGUGUAUUGGAAAACUGCUACUGGACGUUUCAAAGACAGUUUAGCCCUGCUUCUAACUGAUGUGCUGCUGUUUUUACAAGAAAAAGACCAAAAAUAUAUAUUUGCAGCUGUUGACCAGAAGCCUUCAGUUAUAUCCCUUCAGAAGCUGAUCGUAAGAGAGGUAGCCAAUGAAGAAAGAGGGAUGUUUCUGAUUAGUGCUUCAUCUGCAGGGCCUGAGAUGUAUGAGAUUCAUACAAAUUCUAAAGAAGAACGCAAUAACUGGAUGAGGCAGAUUCAAGAUGCAGUGGAAAGUUGCCCGGAGGAAGAAGGAAAAAUUAGCGAAUCUGAUGAGGAUAGACGGAUAGCUGAGGCCAAAGCAGCCAAGAUUCAAAAAUGUCAAGAAUCUCUGAGUAACCAGGACCAGCAGAUCUGCAGUUAUUUGGAAGAUAAGCUGCAUAUCUAUGCAGAGCUUGGAGAUAUGAGUGGAUUUGAGGAUGUCCAUGUGGAACCACAUCUCCUUAUCAAACCUGACUCUGGAGAAAUGCCACAGGCUUCCUCAUUGUUGGCAGCAGCACUCAGGGAAGCUGAAAGCCUCCAUGUUGCUGUAACAUCAUCACAAGCAAAUGACACAAACAGGUCAUCAGAGGAGAGUACUGGAGAACCAAGCUUGACACACACACUUAGUGCAAAUGAAAUAUUUGAAUCUCCUACUCUUACAGAAAUAAAAGGAGAUGAAGAGUCUUGUGACUUCAGUCCCAGGAUUUGUCAUGCCGUGAAUGAAGUGGCAGGCUCUCUGAUGGGGGAUAAGGUUGAAUGCAUGAAUUUCUCAGGUUCCACACCAACAGAGAUUGUACAAGCAAUCCAGAAUUUAACCCGCCUCUUGUACAGCAUACAGGCAGCCUUAACCAUCCAGGACAGUUACGUGGAGAUCCAUAAGAUAGUGCUGCACGAGCACGAAAGGACCAAUCGGGGUCACAGUUCUCGUGGAAACCUACUGCUAGACCAGGAAAAAUACCGAAAUUUGGAAAAACAAAGGGAAGAACUGGCAAAUAUACACAAACUUCAGCAACAGUUUCAACAGGAGCAGCAGCGUUGGUCCCGCGAGUGUGACCAGCAGCAACGGGAGCAGGAGAUAAGAGAGAAUCAGCUGCAGGAGAGGGAGAGAGAUUGCCUGUGUCAGGAAGAGCUUCUUCACCAGAACCGGGGAGAAUUGGAGCUUCAGCUGCAAGAGUUCCAGCAGAACCUGGAAAGGCUUAGGGAGGGCCAGAGGAUGGUGGAAAAGGAAAGAGACAACGUGAAGAUGCAACAAAAGAUAUUGUGGCACUGGAAACACAGCCGCCAGAGCAGUCUGCCUGCAGCAUUUCCAUCUUCAGGGAGCAAUGAGAUAAUAGGACAUAAUCAAUCGGAGAGCUUAUGUGCUGAAAAUUCAUUCUUCAUAAAUGAAGCUUUAGUACAGAUGUCGCUAAACAGUCUCAACAGAUCAAAUCCAUCUCUAGUGUACCAGGAUGGUGUAUAUGGGAUAAACAUCACCAGUUCAGAUGUAACCAGGACUAGUGAAAAUCAACCAGCAGUCACCAAUGAACUCUGGAAAUCUACUGCUCCCUGCCAUCAGGUCUCCUCCUCCUGCAAAAGCAACAAGGAUGCUUGUAAUAAUGAUUUAACUGCAUCCCAGAUCCGGUGUCCAAGAGCGCGCAGUCUGAAUCCCGGCUGCACCCAGGCCCAGCCGCUUGCUGAUGUUCUGCUGGUGAACCCGCAGUCUCACAGCUCGCAGGAUGCAGAAAACGAAGCGAGAGUUGAAGAAAAUAUUGUUUACCUUUGAUCGCGCAUUUUCUAAUACCAGUAGCACUUUGGGAUGAAAUUGUAUUUUGCUUUUCUAACUGUACGCAGUUGCUCCCUCGAUGACCAAAAGGCUCUAAGAAUAGUAUUUAAUAUUCAGUGCAAGAUUUUCCCCAUCAUAAAUAUAACAAUUAAGUUAUUUUUUAAAGCAUUUUUUUGUAAUCGUUAAUUUAUGACACAUGGUUUCCAAUGCUUCACAAGGAGCAACAGAAAGAAGGACAAGCUCAAAGGUAGUGAUGUUUAGAACUGUCAUGAAGACACCAUCAUAAAACUGCUGAUAUGAACUGCAAAGAUCAGUGUUGCUUUUCUCUUGAGUUUAAAAAUGCAGAUUUCCAUGUUUAGAGAUAAGUGCCUGCUGUGUGAGCUUUCAUAAUAUGAAUCAGUAACUUUUUAACAAUAGUGAUAUGGUAGGGGAAGAUGGAAGAGUGAGCCUGGGGGGCUGUCAUGUUUAUAAAAAUGUACUCUGCUUGGAAGACUAGGUGGGUUUCUGAGUUCCUAGCCUUGCAGCUUCGCAGAGCUGGGUUCACACAUGGCUCACAAAGGAGGCUGUCUUUGGGGGUCUCAACUUAGACCUUGGCAGAAGUCUGUUCACAGUCCGCGUUUGGGAUGAUUUCUGUGCACAGGUGCUGUAGGUCAGUUUGGCGAUGUAUUGUGGUAUAACUGUGCCUUUCUGUGUACAGAAAGUGCCCUUACUUACAUUAGCAUUAAAAUUCACCAAAUGAAGCUUUCCCACAGGGAGGGAAAAGAAGAGAAGAACAUGUAGCAUCUUUAGUCUAACUGAAUCCCAUUGAGACUUCACUGCUUUUCCAUAAAGGAGGAAGCCACCUUUCUACUUUCACUCGGUAUGUUAGAGAAUAAUAAACCAGGACCUGUUCUUGGCUUUUGUUCUUCAGAAAUCUUUGUAUACUUCUGUUGGAUUUAAUAAAUAUUCUGUACCUCU